This is a messenger RNA of Colletotrichum spaethianum, 567 nucleotides long. RefSeq names its product alkyltransferase-like protein 1. Lineage: Eukaryota; Fungi; Ascomycota; Sordariomycetes; Glomerellales; Glomerellaceae. Gene Ontology annotation, biological process: DNA repair. Gene Ontology annotation, molecular function: catalytic activity. The record is from RefSeq and is a predicted model, not a curated record. The transcript has 2 exons. Bases 1 to 567 code for a protein of 188 amino acids.
AUGCCCCGCACUGACGAGGCCGAAGCCUUCUUCCACGCCGUCUACACCGCCGUUCAAGAGAUCCCCUUCGGCAGGGUGACGACCUACGGCCACAUCGCAAAGCUCAUCGGCACCCGUGAGUCCGCCCCUCCCUUCCCUCCGCCUCACCUCCAUUUGCUCCCGCCGUCCCGUCGCCCAUCCCCCACGCUCCACCACACCUCCGAUCCAUCCCAAGCACCAUCCCGUGCGUCUUUCUCCUCCUGCAGAGGAGAAGUCAAGGCUGACACGGGCCUCGGUCCGAACGUCCCAGCCGAACGGCCCCGCCAGGUGGGAAUCUGCCUCAAACACCUACCCACCGACCCGACGUCGCGGUUCAACAACGAAACCGUCCCGUGGCAGCGCGUCAUCAAUGCAAAAGGCACAAUCUCGCCGCGCUCUCAGCCCUCCGGCGCUCGCAGCCAAGCCGCCGCCCUCGAGGCCGAGGAUGUCGAGGUCUCGCAGGCUGCCAUGGGCGAAUUCCAGGUGGACUUCAAAACCUAUGGCUGGUUUCCCGAGGUCCUUCCCUCCGAGGAGGCCAAUGGACAGUGA